UUUUGUUCCGUUCUAGAGAGAAGUCUUUCGGAAAUGUUGUCAUCUCUUGUUCGUUUAACUAAGUUUGUGAUUGAAAUAUUAUCCGAAAUUAUAUAAUUGGAGGAAUAACAACAGCAAUGUCUAACAAUGAGGCUAUGGAAUGGAACAGCAGUGAUAAUGCAGUGCGCAAAAGGGAUUUGCCAUAUCGGGUCCCAGGACAUGAUUUAGGGAUAGCCAAGUUAAAGUUAGUAGUGGAGGGUUCUGUUUUUACAGAAGAGAGAGAUUUCCUGGUCAAGAGCUGCGAGUAUUUCCAAGCUCUCUACCGUUCAGGGAUGAAAGAAUGCCGGCAGGAGGAAAUCCACUUGAAGGGUUUGUGUGCUCGAGGAUUCUUGAUCGCACUGGUGGUUUUACGAGGCAAGAGACCUAUCCUGGAUGCUGACGAAAUCGUGGAGGCCAUAGAAUGCGCUGCCUUCCUGCAGGUGGAGCCUCUUGCCAAACAUCUCACAGACCUGAUCGACUCUGAUAACUGUUUGCUAAUGUAUCACACCGCAGCAACCUUUGGCCUAAUGACCCUCUACCAUGCUGCUGCACUGUUUAUCCGGAACAUGUACCAUGACUUAGAGGUCGAAGUCAGGAAAAGCUUACCGACAGAACUAGUUGCGUAUGUAGAGUCACUGGUUCCUAGUGCGUUUGUAGCAGUUGGAGCCCACUCGACUUGUGGUGUGGAUGAAACCAUCCACGCUGGCAACAGGACUUUGUGCUACCUGGACGAUGAGGGGAAAAACUGGAAGGUCCUCACAGACCUACCCCUAGAGGCCAGUACCUCUAUGGCCGGACUGACCGUUCUGGACAACAAGCUGUAUAUCGUGGGAGGGAUACAGGUGCAGGGUGCCCGCAAGUACGCUGUGGACACCUGCUUCUGCUACAGUGUGGAGGUUGACCAGUGGAGCAUGAUAGCCAGUCCAAAACAGUUGCGGUACAACUUCUCUCUCGUGGGACUGGAUGGAUGUCUUUAUGCCAUUGGGGGCGAGUAUGAGCGAACAAUCAUGUCAUCAGUGGAAACUUAUGAAGUUGCGACUGGAAGGUGGUCAUUUGUGGCACAUUUGCCUCGACCAGUCACCGGAGCAGCGUGCACCAAGGGCAUGGGCCGGAUAUUUGUGUGCUUGUGGAAGCCCAUGGAGACCACCGAAAUCUAUGAAUACCUGCCCAGGACAGACCAGUGGUUGCUUGUCAGCACUUUGAUAAGGCAUCAGAGCUACGGCCAUGCCAUGGUGGCUCACCGGGAUAACCUGUAUGUCAUGCGUAACGGGCCACAAGAUGACUUCCUGAGAUGCAUGAUGGACUGCUACAACCUCACCACAGGCCAGUGGACAGCCUUGCCAGGGCACUUUGCCAAUAGCAAAGGCUCCCUGUUCACAGCCGUGGUGAGAGGCGACUCGGCUUACACGCUGAACCGAACCAUGACUUUGGAGUACGCUAUUGAGGGGAAAACGUGGAAGCCCAGGAACCAGAUGAAGGGUUUCCCAAGAAGUGGCUCCUUGUGGACAUUUUUUCUUAGGCUGCCCAAGGGACGCAGAGGGUCCAUAUUGAAUGGCAUCCCAGAUGGAUAUGGACAAUGUUGAGAGAAAAGAUUCCCCUGAUCAGAUCUGACAAAUUCCCUUGAGAAGAUGAGGUAGAUGGGAGCUUACAUG
Oncorhynchus masou masou (cherry salmon) is the source of this 1670-nucleotide messenger RNA. It is a transcript of the gene kbtbd13b, whose product is annotated as kelch repeat and BTB domain containing 13b. The coding region runs from base 117 to 1601 and encodes 494 amino acids. NCBI's taxonomy places the organism in Eukaryota, Metazoa, Chordata, Actinopteri, Salmoniformes, Salmonidae. The record is from RefSeq and is a predicted model, not a curated record. Gene Ontology annotation, molecular function: protein binding. The transcript has a single exon.